Messenger RNA from Oryctolagus cuniculus (rabbit), 7721 nucleotides. It is a transcript of the gene SLC4A4, whose product is annotated as solute carrier family 4 member 4. Gene Ontology annotation, cellular component: plasma membrane; basolateral plasma membrane. Gene Ontology annotation, biological process: monoatomic anion transport; regulation of intracellular pH; transmembrane transport. Gene Ontology annotation, molecular function: monoatomic anion transmembrane transporter activity; sodium:bicarbonate symporter activity; solute:inorganic anion antiporter activity. The record is from RefSeq and is a predicted model, not a curated record. Lineage: Eukaryota; Metazoa; Chordata; Mammalia; Lagomorpha; Leporidae.
GGCUCCCACUGUGCAUUAGCCUAACUCCCUGUCGCUCUCCGCAUGUGGGUGGGCGUGCAUGUGUGUGUGAGAGGGUAUACAUUGGAUGCAGUGGGUGUUUAAAGAGCUAAGCACUGAAGCUGAAUUUCCACAAACGAUCAUCACGAGCACUCCAGACACACCAAACUUCCUCUCUUGGAUGGAGGAUGAAGCUGUCCUGGACAGAGGGGCUUCCUUCCUCAAGCAUGUGUGUGAUGAAGAAGAAGUAGAAGGCCACCACACCAUCUACAUCGGGGUUCAUGUGCCGAAGAGCUACCGGAGAAGGAGACGCCACAAGAGGAAGACAGGGCACAAGGAGAAGAGGGAGAAGGAGAGAAUCUCCGAGAACUACUCUGACAAAUCUGACGUGGAAAAUGCUGACGAGUCCAGCAGCAGCAUCCUCAAGCCUCUCAUCUCUCCUGCCGCAGAACGCAUCCGAUUCAUCUUGGGGGAGGAGGAUGACAGCCCAGCACCCCCUCAGCUCUUCACCGAACUGGACGAGUUGCUGGCCGUGGAUGGGCAGGAGAUGGAGUGGAAGGAGACAGCGAGGUGGAUCAAGUUUGAAGAAAAAGUGGAGCAGGGUGGGGAGAGGUGGAGCAAGCCCCACGUGGCCACACUGUCCCUUCACAGCCUCUUUGAGCUGAGGACGUGUAUGGAGAAGGGGUCCAUCAUGCUUGACCGGGAGGCCACCUCUCUCCCACAGCUGGUGGAGAUGAUUGUUGACCAUCAGAUCGAGACAGGCCUGUUGAAGCCUGACCUGAAGGAUAAGGUGACCUAUACUUUGCUGCGGAAGCAUCGGCAUCAAACCAAGAAAUCCAACCUUCGCUCCCUGGCUGACAUUGGGAAGACUGUCUCCAGUGCAAGUAGGAUGUUUACCAGCCCUGAUAAUGGUAGCCCAGCCAUGACCCAUAGGAAUCUGACUUCCUCCAGUCUGAAUGACAUUUCUGAUAAACCAGAAAAGGACCAGCUGAAAAAUAAGUUCAUGAAAAAACUGCCACGUGAUGCAGAAGCUUCCAACGUGCUUGUUGGGGAGGUUGACUUCUUGGAUACUCCUUUCAUUGCCUUUGUUCGGCUACAGCAGGCUGUCAUGCUGGGUGCCCUGACUGAGGUGCCUGUGCCCACAAGGUUCUUAUUCAUCCUCUUAGGUCCGAAGGGGAAAGCCAAGUCUUACCAUGAGAUUGGCAGAGCCAUUGCUACCUUGAUGUCUGACGAGGUGUUCCAUGACAUUGCUUAUAAAGCAAAAGACAGGCAUGACUUGAUUGCUGGCAUUGAUGAGUUCCUGGAUGAGGUCAUUGUCCUUCCACCUGGCGAGUGGGACCCGGCCAUCAGGAUAGAACCUCCGAAAAGUCUUCCAUCCUCUGACAAAAGAAAGAAUAUGUACUCAGGUGGCGAGAACGUUCAGAUGAAUGGGGACACGCCCCACGACGGAGGACACGGAGGAGGAGGACACGCCGAUUGUGAGGAGCUGCAGCGAACUGGACGGUUCUGUGGUGGACUCAUUAAGGAUCUAAAGAGGAAGGCGCCAUUUUUUGCCAGUGAUUUUUAUGAUGCUUUAAACAUUCAGUCCCUUUCAGCAAUUCUCUUCAUUUAUCUGGCAACUGUAACGAACGCUAUCACUUUUGGAGGCUUGCUCGGGGAUGCCACUGACAACAUGCAGGGCGUGUUGGAGAGUUUCCUGGGCACCGCGGUCUCGGGAGCCAUCUUUUGCCUUUUUGCUGGUCAACCGCUCACUAUUUUGAGCAGCACAGGACCUGUCCUAGUUUUUGAGAGGCUUUUGUUUAAUUUCAGCAAGGACCAUAAUUUUGACUACUUGGAGUUUCGCCUUUGGAUUGGCCUGUGGUCAGCCUUCCUGUGUCUAAUUCUGGUAGCCACUGAUGCCAGCUUCUUGGUUCAGUACUUCACCCGUUUCACGGAGGAGGGCUUCUCAUCUCUGAUUAGCUUCAUCUUCAUCUACGAUGCUUUCAAGAAGAUGAUCAAGCUGGCAGAUUACUACCCUAUCAACUCUGACUUCAAAGUGGGCUACAACACUUUCUUUUCCUGUGCCUGUGUGCCGCCAGACCCAGUUAAUAUCUCAAUAGCUAAUGACACCGCACCAGCCCCACAAGAAUUGUCAGCUGUCUCUUCUACUGACAUGCAUCAGAAUGCCACCUUUGACUGGGCGUUUUUGUCGAAGAAGGAAUGUUUGAGAUAUGGAGGCAAGCUCGUGGGAAACAACUGUAAUUUUGUUCCUGACGUCACACUUAUGUCGUUCAUCCUCUUCUUGGGCACCUACACCUCUUCUAUGGCUCUGAAAAAAUUCAAGACUAGUCGUUAUUUUCCAACCACGGCAAGGAAACUGAUCAGUGAUUUUGCCAUUAUCUUGUCCAUCCUCAUCUUCUGUGUAAUAGAUGCCCUGGUGGGUGUGGAUACUCCAAAAUUAAUUGUGCCAAGCGAGUUCAAGCCAACAAGUCCAAACCGGGGUUGGUUUGUGCCACCAUUUGGAGGAAACCCCUGGUGGGUGUACCUUGCUGCUGCUAUCCCUGCUCUGCUGGUCACCAUUCUGAUUUUCAUGGACCAGCAGAUCACCGCUGUGAUUGUAAACAGGAAAGAACAUAAACUCAAGAAAGGAGCUGGGUAUCACCUUGAUCUCUUUUGGGUGGCCAUCCUCAUGGUGGUGUGCUCCUUCAUGGCACUCCCAUGGUACGUGGCAGCUACCGUCAUCUCCAUUGCUCACAUCGACAGCUUGAAGAUGGAGACAGAGACGUCUGCGCCUGGAGAACAACCGAAAUUUCUAGGAGUGAGGGAACAAAGAGUCACUGGAACCCUUGUGUUUAUUCUGACUGGUCUGUCAGUCUUUAUGGCUCCCAUCUUGAAGUUUAUCCCCAUGCCUGUACUCUAUGGUGUGUUCCUGUAUAUGGGGGUGGCAUCUCUUAAUGGUGUGCAGUUCAUGGAUCGUUUGAAGCUGCUUCUCAUGCCCUUGAAACAUCAGCCUGACUUUAUCUACCUGCGUCACGUGCCCCUGCGCAGAGUCCACCUGUUCACUUUCCUGCAGGUGUUGUGUCUGGCCCUACUCUGGAUCCUCAAGUCGACUGUUGCUGCUAUCAUUUUCCCAGUCAUGAUCUUGGCACUUGUAGCUGUCAGAAAAGGCAUGGACUACCUCUUCUCCCAGCAUGACCUCAGCUUCCUUGAUGAUGUCAUUCCAGAAAAGGACAAGAAAAAGAAGGAGGAUGAGAAGAAAAAGAAAAAGAAGAAGGGAAGUCUGGACAGUGACAAUGAUGAUUCUGACUGCCCCUACUCAGAAAAGGUUCCGAGUAUUAAAAUUCCAAUGGACAUCAUGGAACAGCAGCCUUUCCUAAGUGAGAGCAAACCUUCCGACAGAGAAAAAUCAUCAACAUUCCUCGAGCGCCACACAUCAUGCUGAUAAAAUUCCUUUCCUUCAGUCACUGGGUUUGCCAAGUCCUCCUAGAACUCCAGUAAAAGCUGUGCCUCAAAUUAGAAUAGAACUUGAGCCUGAAGACAAUGAUUAUUUCUGGAGGAGCAAGGGAACAGAAACUACAUUGUAACCUGUUUGUCUUUCUUAAAACUGUUUUGUUUUUAAUAUUCUAGAUUUUCUUCUUUUCUUUGGUCCAGCUGUUUAUUUUUUAAUUUUUUCUUUGUGGUUUUUGGUCACUGGCCAAAUAAUACAGCACUCUCUCUGCAAUUUUUUAGUUUUUGCAUAGGUAAAAUCAAGACAGUAGUGCAUUGUUCCUUUUUAAAAACAGCAUCUGAGGAAUCCCCUUUUGUUCUUAGACUCUCAGAUGUGUCCUCUGACAAUCGAUUUCCUCUGUCACUCAAGACACGCACAGAUCCUGGCCCUUCCCCUUACUGAGCAGAAGUUUUAUAACACCUUUUAUCAAAAUAUUGAAGGAACUUAUAACUUUAGCUUUGGAGCUGUGCUUACUGGCUUGUCUUUGUCUGGCAGAACAAAGUGUGACCUCCAGACAGAGCCCCCUUCUUGCUUGUAGAGCUCUCCAGGACUGGAAAAAAGUGCUGCUAUUCUAACUUGCUCUUGCUUGUGAACCCUAAUCAUAGUUAUCAAAAGAAAAAAAAAACACUAAAGGUACUUUACUCCCCUUAGAGAAACCAUUGCCAUCAUUGUAGCAAGUUCUGGAAUGUCCCUUUUUCCUAUGCAACUUUUUUUAACCCUUUAAUGAACUUAUCUGUUGAGUACAUUGAAGAAUAUUUUUCUUCUAGAUUUUGUUGUUUAAAUUAUGGGGCCUAACCUGCAACUUAUUUUUUGUCAAUUUUUUAAACUUUUUUUUAAUUACUGUAAAGAAAUGAAUUUUUUCCUGCAGCAGGAAACAUAGUUUUGAGUAGUUCUACCUCUUAUUUGUAGCUGCCAGGCUUUCUGUAAAAAUUGUAUUGUAUAUAAUGUGAUUUUUACGCACACUCACACACACACACACACACACACACAGUCUCUAGGGUAAGCCAGAAGGCUAGAUCUGAUUUAAAACACCAUGUUUCUAAGAAUCCAUUUUUCCCUUUCUUUAAAAAAUUUCACUGUUCUAUGAAGGAGAAUGAGGGAGAAAAGAGGAAGUCCCGUGUAACGGGAAUGACUGCUGUUCUGCGCAUAGUCGCAUCUGGGCACAGAUGCCGAGUGUAUUACCAUGUCAGUGUCCUAUGCAGUAUUGUUAGACAUUUGUUCAUCCUGCAAUAUUUGUAUGUUUGUGUAUAUGCUCUGUGUGUGGCUGGUGCACCUGCGUGUAAAAGUUAAAAAGUAAGAAUAGUGCUAGACGGAGGGUAAGGUUGGCGAAUUUCUUGUGUCAGUUUUCAUAAAAUCUAAACCACACAUGAAGUCCAUCUGGAGGGGUCCAAGAAAUUUACCACUAUGCAAAUGAGAGUGAAUAUAUUUUAUUACCCAGAUAUUAGGCACCUUCAUUGAUACAGGAGCCCAUAUUUACAAAACAAAAUUCAUGGGACUAUUAGCCCAUCAAUAAAGAAGAUCACUCACACAUCUAUGAAGUGUUAUGGGACUACAGAUAGAUUUGCAAAGGGUGUGCCCCUACAGUUUAACAGGAUACUCACACAUGAUUUUUAGGAUGCAAAGGCAAUUAGUCUUUGUGAAUGGAACAUGUAGAUUAUGCAUAUGUGCACGUAUAUAUGCAUAUGUGUUUCAGAGUACUGUGUUAAAUAGUAAACCUUUAUUAAUCAAAUUCCAUAUAGUACUUAAAUGUAAUAUUUUAAUAGGUAACUUACGUAUUGUACAUAUAUAUUAAAAAUAACAUUUUAAAUGUUGGAAUAUAAUUUUGGACUCAUUUAACUAUAAUUGUGCUGUAUUUCCACUGUAAUAGAUUCUUGGAGGCAUCCUAGAAGCAGAAUGAAACCAGUUAUUUUGGUUUCAUAAUAUGUACUUAUUGAAUCCCAUUACGGUUAUAGUAUUUAAAUUGUAAUUCUGUCUCCUUGAAAUUUUGAUUAUGAAAAUUUUAUUAUCCUCACCUGUUACUUCUGUAGUAUUUGAUAAUGUUAAAACUUUUAAUUUUAUACAAAUCAGACACAAAUGACCCCAAUUUUUUCAUUAAAAUCAUAAUGGUGAAUUGAGUAUUACUGUGUUAAAAUCUCACAUGUUGAAUUUUGGCAUCCCAUUUUUCUAUUAAGAGCUAUACUUACAACGGUUAUUCUAUAUUAUGUAGUUUUCUACUACACUAAUAUAAAACCAUGUAAGAAAAGCCUUUCCAAUUUUCUUUACUGGCAGAAGCAUCGAUAAAAUGCUUAAAAGCCAAGCAUAAUAAAUUCAGCCUAACCUAUGAUCUUACUAAAGACACUUUUGUUUACUUUUAUAAAAGCUCUAGAUAAAAUAUUUUUUUUUCUGAUCAUGAAUUGUUUAUCCCUUUCAAUGAACUCCUGCAGCAACUUAACUAUCACUUAAGCCUUUGAGGAGAUUAAAGAGCUACCUGUCCCCCCAGCUAUGACCCAUACUCUGUGAUUGAAGGUUAAUAUUCACAAUAUAUAAUCAGGAUCAUACCUCAGACUUCCUCAAAGGAAUAAUUCCUAUCAAAGCUUUCAAUAUUCUGGAACCUAGGGAAGUUUUUAAAAAUCAUACUUCAAGAAGAAUCAGAGCCAAACUUAUAAGCAAAACCUGAGGUCCAUAGAGAGCCAACAACUUACUUAUAAUUUAACUGGAUUUAAAAUCUCACCAGAUUUCAGGGGUGGUUUUGAUUCUAUGUAAACUGGACACAAAUAUUACAGUAAAUUUUUUUGUAAGUGUGAACUCAGAGAUAAAAAGCUCAAGUUGCUUGAAGACAAGACUGAGUGUACUCAGAGCGGUUAAUGGAUAUUUUUGGUGGAAGAACCUCAUUUUUGGAAGCAAAGAAAUGACUAGGCCAAGAGUCUGCCUUAUCCAAGGAGCAUAAGUGCCUCUGGUUUUUGCAUUUGAGAGAAGAUCUCUUGGAAACACUGUUUUCCUUGAAAAAGUCACUUAUCGAUACUGUGUGAAACUACUUAGAAUCUUAAUUUAUUUUGUGUGCCAUAGGCAGUAGAGUUGCCACUUCUUCCAGUGAAGCAUGGAGGUGGGGGUGUGGGGGGCACUACUUCAAGAAGUAGGAGAACAAAAACCUCUCCCGUCUCCCUUGGCCUCAGAGAAUGGGGAGAAAAUAAUUGCCUGCUGUCAGUAAUUCAAUUUUUGUGUAUUUUAUGCACAUGCAACACCACACACAGAGUAGAUAUUUUAUCAGCUAUAUAUAUUGGUGUUUAAUAUAGAGAAUGAUUGUCUUCCACAUUUUUAGUUCUUUUUUUAAAAACUGUGUUAAAGUACUUGAAAUGUAUUGACUGCUGACUCUCUUUAAAAACAAAAACAAAAACCCUUGAGUUGUAUUAUGGAGGUUGACAUUGUUCAGGAAUGGGACAAAGCUUUCUUCACUCCUUUCCAUAUCACUUAAAGAUUUUGAUUCAGGAACCAGAAAUAUUGUUAUUUCUAUUCCAGGAUAUUUCAAACCUGCUCUUCAAAGCAUAAGCAUGAAGUCCAUUGGCGCCAAGCGGCUGAAUAUACUCAAAUGGAACUCUAUAGCAGCACUUCACUUACUGAAGAGCCUUAAGAGUUUUCAAAUGAUGAUUUCAUUAUCUUCAUUGAGGCCUGAAAUUAAAAAAAAAAAAGAAAUAUGUGCUGAUCAGUCCAUUUGUGUUUUGACCAGCAAUCUGGACAUGUCCUGUUUCUUGGCUCAUUUCAUUGUGCUCUAAGAGUGCAUCCAAAUAUCUUGAAUUCUAUUUCUUAGGCAAAUAUUGCAACUCAGGGCUGAAGUCCCCCAGUGAAACUUGUAGAGCCAGAAGUAACUUUGUCCCACUCCUACAAUGUGAAGAGAAUGAAGAGUUGCUUCUUUUUUGGCCAUCGUCAUGGCUGGCACUUACCAUACACAUUACUUUUUAGAAUCAAUACGCACUUUCAGAUAGUCUUAUUUUUAUUCUCUUAAGUCUUUAUUAACUUUGGAGAAAUGAUGCAUCUUUUUAUUUUAAAUGAAGUAGAUCAACAUGGUGGAACAAAAUGAUAAGAACAGAAAACAUUUCAAUAUAUUACUAAUAAUUUUUCCAAUAUAAAACCUAAAAUUCCUAUAACAUUAUAGUAUUUUACAGUUUUAUGAAGCUUUCUAUUGUGACUUUUAUGGAAUUAAGAGAUGAAGAAGAUGAGAUAUUUUAGCAUUUAUAUUUUUCAAAAUUAAAUGUAUACUUAAAAUAAAGUAACUUUAUGCAUU